UGUGCUCUUUGCUUCCUGUUUUCUGCUUUUUGCUUCUUACUUCUCUGUUUCUCCACGCCCUGUUUUACCGACAAUCCUGUUUCUUGUCUCGUGCUUCUUGUCUCUUCUUGAGUUCGUCAACUUCUAUCUGGGGCGACAGAAAACUGAGAGAACGAGAAAACGAAAGUCAUGUGCUACGCUGCAGAAAUCGUCAAUAGUAGAACGAGGCAGUUUCACUCUAUUCACUUUAAAGAAGAAUACGCGUACGCAAAAAAUCGUAGAACGACGACGGUCACGUCGGAGGUGAGCUUACGACAUAACCAAAAAGCAGCAUUUCAGAAAAGGAAAAUAAAGAUAUUUAGGUGGAUGAAGCUUUUGGCGAAUUGCUUGCUAAUUUCGUUCGACAACAUCCUUGCCUUUAUGAUAAAAAAUCCAAAGAUUAUAAAGAUAAGAAGUUUGUCGCCGAUACAUGGAUGUCCAUCGCACUCGCCUGUAAUAUGCCGGUGGAUGCAAUUCAGAAACAGUGGAAAAUGCUUCGCAACCAAUUCACUCGAGAACACCGUCUUGAGAAUAUGUAUGAGCCAUCAGGUACAGGGAAUGAUACUUGUAAGAGACCACGGAAGACAUGGUACUUGUACCAGGCCCUUUCCUUCUUGGCACCACAUGUGGCCCACCGCAAUACAUCAAGCAACUUUGUGCGAAGAAGUAUAAUUACUCAGUCAUUACCAUCAAUACCACAAUCUGCACUACGGCCAGCAGGGCAGUUAUCACCGUCAACAUCACAAUCUGCACCACAGUCAGCAGUGCAGUCAUUACCGUCAACACCAGAAUCUGUACUACAGUCAACAAUGCAGCCACCAUCUGAAUCACCGUCUAGCAAUCUGUGGAAUAUAGAUCUUUUAAUGAGUGAUGACUCAAAUGUUUCAAUUCUACCGCUAGAAAAAGAAUUUUCAGAAUCUUCAGCAUCUAUAGCAUCUCCAGUAUCUGUAGCAUCUCCAGUAUCUGUAGCAUCUUCAGCAUCUGUAGCAUCUUCAGCAUCUUCAGUUGGUCAGUCAAGGUCAUUAUGUUCAGUUGGUCAGGCAAGGUCAUUAAGUUCAGUUGGUCAGCUAAGGCCAUUAAGUAUUGCAAGGAAGAAUUUACUUUAUCCACCACCUGACCAAUCUGCAAUUCAGAAGAUGAAGGAGUCUCGUAAAGAGCAGGAACAUCUGUCUAAAAUGAUAACCAAUACGACUGAUUCUAUAAACACGCUCGUGAAUAAUUUAUCAGAAAAGCGUUCACAAUCUGUCACUCCUGUCGAUAAUGACGAUAGUGGAGAAGAAGCAGCAAUGGCAAAGGCAUUACUUUAUGCGUUGAAAAGAGUAAAGUCCAAGUACAAGAUCCAAUGUUAUAUGCAAUGUUUAUCUGUUGUGGAUAAGUUCCAGAACAUGAGAGAAGUUGAAAGUGAUGAGAAUCUGUAAUUCCUUCUUCGCUCGGCCACCAAUAAUAUUGAAGACAGGUUCAAAAACUGUCCGGCACAUUGGGAAUUUUUGGAUUUGCUA
Molecule: messenger RNA, 1517 nt
Organism: Temnothorax curvispinosus
Lineage: Eukaryota; Metazoa; Arthropoda; Insecta; Hymenoptera; Formicidae
Exons: 3
Coding region: 453-1436 (327 amino acids)
Biological process (GO): regulation of transcription by RNA polymerase II
Cellular component (GO): nucleus; transcription regulator complex
Source: RefSeq, a predicted model, not a curated record